Molecule: messenger RNA, 1729 nt
Organism: Rhagoletis zephyria (snowberry fruit fly)
Lineage: Eukaryota; Metazoa; Arthropoda; Insecta; Diptera; Tephritidae
Product: proton-coupled folate transporter
Biological process (GO): transmembrane transport
Cellular component (GO): membrane
Molecular function (GO): transmembrane transporter activity
Source: RefSeq, a predicted model, not a curated record
GACGACCAAGUGCAAGAUGAGUGCAUACAACAGCAACAGCCACAACCGCACAGUGGUUGGGAGAGAUUUAAGGCGAAUUGCAUGUCACCAUGGUACAAAAAGAUCUCAGUGGAGCCGACUAUGUUCCUGUAUAUGUUUGCUUUUAUGAUUACUUCUGUGGUGGAACAGGAUUUUUUCGUACAGAAAGCAUGUCGUGUGAAUAAUAAUUUUAGUGAUGAAAUAUGCUCGAAUAUCAAAGCAGAUGAAAAUGCUUACUAUAAAAAGGAAGUACAGAUCACAACAGCAAAGUUCCUUCAAAUAGAGUCCAUUGCAGCGCAUGUCUUCCCAAUUAUAUUAGCGCUCUUUCUCGGCUCUUUUUCUGAUCGACGCGGUCGUAAAUUUCCACUUUUAAUGGGCCUGACUGGCAAGUUCAUCUACUCGGUUAUGAUUGUAGUGAAUGCGAUGAAGACGUGGCCAUUGGAGUAUGUCAUCUACACAGCUACUCCUUCGGCACUUACAGGCGCAGAUGUGGCCAUAUUUGCAUCAUGUUUUGCCUAUAUAUCCGAUAAAUCAACGCUAAAAAAUCGCACUCUACGUGUUACCAUACUAGAUGUGGUUUAUCUGAGCGCCAUGCCAACUGGAGUUGCCUUGGGUUCCUACCUCUUUUACAAUGUGUUCAAUCAAUCUUACGCUGACAUGUUUACGUUGAAUGCCACACUAUUGGCGCUCUCUAUAAUCUAUACAAUUUUUGCGCUUAAGUGGCAAACUACGCCCAAACAACGUUCACUACGCGAACUCGGCUGGUGUGGCUUCUUUCCGGAUUUCUUCGAUAAGGAACAUGUGAAGGAGUCUUUCAAUGUUUUGGUUACCCGACCUGGUCAUCGACGGCCCUUUCUCCUCAUACUGCUGAUCAGCAUGGCUUUGUAUACAUUCCAACGCGAUGAGAAUCAGUACUUAUUCCUUUACACCACAUUCAAGUUUAGUUGGAACGUCGAUGUGUACAGCACUUUCAAAACAUUCAAGUCGUCCGCUUAUGUGAUAGCGAUGUUGUUGGCGGUGCCGCUGAUGAAUAAGGGAUUCAAUUGGAAGGACACGACCAUAAUAUUUAUCGGCGCUUGGGCGCACGCCAUUGCUCGCAUCUUCUAUUACUGCGCUGAGACUGGCACCUUAUUUUAUGUUGGCGCUUUGAUAUGCAGUUUAGGUCCGAUCGUUGGUCCAAUGAUACGUGCAAUGACCUCGAAAAUUGUUCCACAGUCGGAGCGUGGCAAGGUGUUCGCUCUGCUCGCCGUCUGUGAUAAUGCCGUGCCGUUCAUUAGUGGUGUCUGCUAUUCGCAAGUCUAUCGCGCGACCUUAAAUGCUGACGGCAAAGGUGGAGCAGGUGUCUUCCUGUUGACUAUCGCCACCCAGAUGGCCGUUUUCGUUUUGAUACUCGCUGUUCAUAUCAUUCUUGGCGAACAAUCCCUGGCUGUACCGGAAAUCACUGAGAAGGAGUCUCAACUUAUACGUUCCAGUAAUGAGGUCGAUGCCAACGCUGGCCGAGGAGCUGAAAGUCCGAGUGCUGCUGAGAAAUCGCAAAUCGCUGUUAUAAGCGCAAAUGUGCCGGAAGAGAACGUCACGUAGGGUAGAAAGUAUGUAUGUACAUAUGUGCAUACAGGUGUAUGUACACCACAUUAUUUUAAGUUUUUAAAAUUAUAUAUAGAUGACUUUAAAUUAUAGAAAUUAUGAUUCUUUUAACAUAAUCCCAUUAUUG